Molecule: messenger RNA, 570 nt
Organism: Colletotrichum higginsianum IMI 349063
Lineage: Eukaryota; Fungi; Ascomycota; Sordariomycetes; Glomerellales; Glomerellaceae
Exons: 1
Coding region: 1-570 (189 amino acids)
Source: RefSeq, a predicted model, not a curated record
AUGUCCAAACAUCGUGAAACAACUCCGUGCCGUGACUUAAAAGUCCGCUUCUCCAGAUCAACCCAGAAACGAAGCGAAACCUCUGUGACAACUUCAGCGACCCCUUCGUCACUGUUUCCCUCCUGGAACAACACUUGCCCCUUGGUUCUAGACUGCAUCUCCCUGUUGACACGAGAUGGAAAAGCAGUUACAGAUGGACACGGCUCUUCUGAUACGGCCAAGCUCGUUCUCCAUAGUAACAGCACAUCACUGCCCCAGUUGAAGGCCCCCGAAAGCAGUGACAAUCCGUCAACAACAUACCAAGUCGCAUCGAGAUUCGAACCCCGAAGUAACCCCCUUCAGACCGGAGAACUCGGCUCAGGACUUGCCGAAGAUGCUAAAUGUUGCUGGCCUUCAGCUCCCCUCCCCCCCGACCCGACACUCCCGACAAGCGACGUCCCGUCUCCCGCCCCUCCUAAUUUUGUGCCUUCCACCUAUGUUUCCCCAAACCUCAUCGUCAUGGCCGGCCGUACGGAACGCCGAUCGACUGGAGAUCGUCCAACGGCGCCAGAUGAGAAUUCCCUCCACUGA